CUCUCUCCAUCGCUCGAACACCAUCUUCUUUGCACAGAAAGAUUUUGAUUCCCCAAUUCAUUUUCAUUUUCCCUUGAAGAUUUUUGGUUCCUGUCCAUUAAUUUUUUCACAGUAAUAACCCCAAAUUACAGAGGAACAAUCUUUUCCGGUCUAUACGAAGUGAAGGUUUAAGUGCAAAGAGAGCGGUAGUAGUAGGCUGCUCCUGCUGGGCCCCAUGUCGAAUUCAGAGGGUGCCACUACAAACGGAGCAACGGCGCCGCCGACCAAUGGUUCCGUCUCCGUUAAAAAGCCUCCCACCAAGGACCGUCACAGCAAAGUCGAUGGUCGUGGAAGGAGGAUCAGGAUGCCCAUCAUUUGUGCCGCUCGUGUCUUUCAGUUGACUCGAGAGUUGGGUCAUAAAUCCGACGGUCAGACCAUCGAGUGGCUGUUGCGUCAGGCCGAGCCUUCUAUCAUUGCCGCCACCGGCACCGGGACCACUCCCGCCAGCUUCUCCUCCUUGUCCGUUUCCGUCGGCGGCGGGUCUAAUUCCACUCCCUUGUCGUCGACCACCUCUUCGUCCGCUUCGGAUCAUAAGCCUUUACUGGGCCCCACCCCUUUUAUACUCGGGAAACGCGUCAGGUCCGAAGACGAUAACUCCGAGAAGGACGAUUCCGGUGGACUCACUGUUGGAUCGGGGUUGGGGUCCAUCGUGGGACCCGCGGGGACGCAUACAUGCGGGUUCUGGGCUCUUCCGACGAGACACGACUUUGGUCAAUUGUGGAGCUUCGCGCCUCCGCCGGAUACGGUAGUGCAGGCGGCUGCUCAGCAACAUGGUACUGCUGCAGCUGCUCCGUUGUUCGUUCAGCAACUGCAAGCGACGGGAGAAGCAUCGGCGGCGAGGGUCGGCAAUUAUAUUCCCGGUCACCUAAAUUUACUAGCCUCGCUGUCCGGUGCUCCGGGAGGAUCGGGUCGGAGAGACGAGGAUCCGCGUUGAAUUUUGGUGGCCCAUUUCACCCCUAUUGUUUGUUGGGAGUAUAUAUAUAUAUUUGUGCAUGGUUGUUGCUUUUGUUGCGUGAAUGUUAAA
Molecule: messenger RNA, 1063 nt
Organism: Hibiscus syriacus
Lineage: Eukaryota; Viridiplantae; Streptophyta; Magnoliopsida; Malvales; Malvaceae
Product: transcription factor TCP7-like
Exons: 1
Coding region: 215-973 (252 amino acids)
Biological process (GO): regulation of circadian rhythm
Cellular component (GO): nucleus
Molecular function (GO): DNA-binding transcription factor activity; sequence-specific DNA binding
Source: RefSeq, a predicted model, not a curated record